Gregarina niphandrodes is the source of this 1002-nucleotide messenger RNA. RefSeq lists its product as hypothetical. The transcript has 2 exons. The record is from RefSeq and is a predicted model, not a curated record. The coding region runs from base 1 to 1002 and encodes 333 amino acids. Lineage: Eukaryota; Apicomplexa; Conoidasida; Eugregarinorida; Gregarinidae.
AUGACUAGCAUCUUCCGGAAUCGAUACUCGGCCUACCGCGCUCUGCAUGACUCCAUUUCUGAGCAGGCCUGGAAGCAAAUGCGCACGGCAGGUCCCGACGCUUUCGACUCUUGUAAUUUGGCAUAUGUGGAGCUGGGAGCCAUCGUCUCCUGCUACUACAAUUCUCCCUAUGGCCUGGCUGAUAUCUCCUUGCAAUACAAAGUCGCCCGUAAGAUGAAGACGGACUACAAUAGCCGCUUCAUCUAUAUCUGGAUGGCUGGCUGCCUCUUGCAGCAUGCAGGCGCCGACCUCAAACGGCUGACACACUUUUGCGCGACACAGCUCCAGUUCAACCUCAUGACGCCGGUAGAAGGCAGACGCCGUCUUGAGUGCUUCAACUCUAGGAGACGUGUUCGACCAUACCGCUCCAAGAACAACACUCCUGGCCGCCGACUCGCCCAACUCUCCGAGAUCCUGACCGAACUACCCACUGUCACGGCCAGCGAGUUCGGCCAACUAUACAAGAACCACAAAGACGACGAACGGCUCCGCAUGCCCAUACAAAAUGAACCAAACCCGAUGGUGAUUCUGCAAAUCAGCGAACUUGUGCGCGACAGGCUUGUCCUACGGACGAAGCGCAAACGAGCGGUAGAAACGGAGUUUGCCAACAGCCGACGACUGUUAGAACAGAAAGACGCCGCACGACCGGCACGGGGCGACGCUUCAGACUCCGGUAAAACUAAGUCUGCUACGACGAAACAACAGCCCCGACCAGCUAUCUUGGAGAUACCCCCCCUACACUACUUCGAAACUCACAAGCGCCGGAUGGUUGAUAGUGCCAGUCGACGCCGCGAUGAAGUGCCCAACGAUGGUCUUGAAUCAUUGAACGCGCCGGGUAACCUGAGUGAUGACUCCCCUCUUGUGGGGAACCAGCGAGCACAAGACGUUAGUCAGGGGUUCGGGACCGUGUUCGAUGACGACAUUGAAUUGUUACUUCAUCGGGUGACGGUGGCCCAUCUGUAG